AUGGGUGGUUCCGAUUCGGAGCGCCAGACACUGUUGAACAAGAUCAAAGAAAAGCUUAAGGAAUACGACGAGCUCAUGUUCCACAUACAGCGAGUUCAGGCAAUCAGAAGGCCAACGAAAACCCAUCAGAACGCAUUGUACGGACAGAUUACCCACAACAUUGCUUGGGCAGAGCACAAGUGGAUAUGUCAAUAUGAUGACCUGGCAGCCUUAUCGUCCGACACUGAACAAGAUUUCGAGAAACGCAUUGCUGGCAAUUUUCCGCACCCCGGAACAGAACACUAA
Molecule: messenger RNA, 285 nt
Organism: Letharia columbiana
Lineage: Eukaryota; Fungi; Ascomycota; Lecanoromycetes; Lecanorales; Parmeliaceae
Exons: 3
Coding region: 1-285 (94 amino acids)
Source: RefSeq, a predicted model, not a curated record